AUGGACUCGAACGAGCCAGAGAUCUGGUCUCGCAUCCUGCGAUCCGUAGCCUCGUCCUCUCGGGCUCUGCCCAACCGCACACUCAUCUUAUGCGGACAAGUGGGCACCGGCAAGAACACCAUUCUGGACACAUUGGGGCUUGGCAAAGGGAAGGGAAAGGCGACGGAUGAUAGCAUACGAGCAGAGCUGGGGUUAUCGUACGCUUACACAGACAUCAAGGAUCCCUCAGCCUCGACGGCGCUCAAUCAACGCGCGCUAGCGGAUGAAGAGAUCGUUGGCAGGCUAGGAUGCUACUCGCUUGCGUCUUACGAUCCAAGUUUUGCCGAUUUGCUGCCUGUCGCGCUCAACAAUGACAACUUUCUCGAGACCUCGCUCAUCAUUGCUUUGGCCUGGGACAAGCCGUGGCUCUUCCUAUCGUCACUACAACGCUGGUUCAGUGUCAUCGCGGCUGCGGUAGCAAGCAUCGAGCCAGCACUCGUUGACGAGGGCAAACAGAAGUUGGUGGCACGCUUCAAGAGCUACACCGAAGGCUCAAGUCGACUGCCUAAAUCAGAACAUGACGAGUUGCCCAUGCCUACAGGCGCCCUGCAGGGCAGCUUUGGUCUGCCCAUCUACAUUGUCUGCACAAAGGCGGACCAUAUUGCGCGCCUCGAACGCGACAAAUCACUGAAUGAAGAGCAAAGCGAUUUCAUCCAACAAAGCCUACGCACGAUCUGCUUCCACCAUGGCGCUGCCUUGUUGACGACGACGAACGCGCGACCGAGGACGUUUGAGCGCUUACGACAGUAUCUGCAUCACCAGCUCUUCAAUCCUGCACUCUUCGCCUUUGAAGCCAAGCCGAGCGUCGUUGAGCGAGAAGAAGUCUUUGUUCCUUUUGGCUGGGAUACAGAAGGAAAGAUCAAGCUACUGCGGGAUAGCUAUGAUGUGGCUGCUAUGGCCCAAGCAUGGUCGAACGAUCUGCUGAACGAGCAAACCGACGACGAUCCUUCGCUUGUCAAGCUCUAUUCAACCCUGAUACACGACACGUCUGCCAAUCGUAUCAUGGCGCCCAAGCCAGCUUUGAUGACUGUGCGAGACGAGCAAGAAUUCCUCAAAGAACACUAUGACGCUCUGCAGAAGGACAAGGUCAGCACAGAUGCGAAAUCGCAGUUCAAGACGGCCUCGACCGGUCGGAUGGGCCCCAUGACGGGGUCCACCGCCUCUCUCGAUAUGCCUGGCGUGGACAAGGCGCUCGCCGCCUCUGCAAUAGCUUCGCCGAUCAGCAAGCCCAAGUCACCCUCGAAUCAAGCCCCGGCAGCCGCACCACUUGCAGCCGCGAUACCGUCUCCUCUGACGCCACAGAGUGGUCAGAGCCAGAACGAGGUCUUGCACAAUUUCUUCCAGUCCCUUCUAACUAGGGGGAAGCUGAGUAUGGCGUCCGAUGGCGCUGCUUCUAUCAUUGUCGCAGUACGAGUGCGCCCGUUCUCGUCCAGAGAGUCGGCCUUGUUCGCACCCGAGCCAAAGACGCAGGUAUACAUGGGCGAUGGCAGUCUGUCAGCUACACCGGUCGCCUCGACCUCCACUCUGAGUAGUAACAGAGCAUCAGGGCCAGUGAGACGGAUUGUAAAAGUGUUGGACGAUCAAGUGAUGGUAUUCGACCCGCCGCAAGAGAGCGCCAACCCCUACGUCAAGCUUAGCAACAAGCGGGCCAAGGAUCUCAAGUUCUGCUUCGACCGGGUCUUUGAUGAGACUGCCACUCAAGAAGAUGUCUACUCUGGUUCUGCCAAAACGCUCGUCGACGGCGUGCUCAGCGGCUACAAUUCGACCGUUUUCGCUUAUGGCGCGACUGGCUGCGGUAAGACUCACACUAUCUCAGGCACGCCAGACUCGCCAGGCAUCGUCUUCUUGCUCAUGAAGGAUCUGUUCGACCGCAUUGCCGAAAUGAAAGACGAGACCACGGUCGAAAUGAGCGUAUCAUAUCUUGAGAUCUACAACGAGGCCAUACGGGACUUGCUUGUGCCGGCCGGCUCACCCACGCUCAUGCUGCGUGAGACGGGUAAUCGCAUCACGGUGCCCAACCUUUCGGAGCAUGUACCCGCUUCGGCUCAGGAAGUCAUCGAGAUGAUUCAUCAGGGCAAUUCGAUGCGCACAGUCUCGCCAACCGAAGCCAACGCAGUCUCGUCGCGCUCGCAUGCCGUUCUAUCAGUCAACAUUCGACAGAGACCGCGCACAGCCGAUCUGACCGAAGAGAUUAAUAUGGCUACGCUGAGUGUCAUCGAUCUGGCAGGCUCCGAGCGCGCUAGUGUAACACAGAACAAAGGACAGAGAUUGCUCGAGGGCGCAAAUAUCAAUAGAUCACUGCUCGCGCUCGGCAGCUGUAUCAACGCCCUCUGUGACCCUCGUGCACGCGCACAUGUUCCCUUUCGAGACUCCAAACUCACUCGUUUGCUCAAGCACAGUCUCGGCGGCAACUGUCGAACAGUCAUGGUCGUUUGCGUCUCGCCUUCAUCUCACCACUUCGACGAAACCUACAACACGCUACAGUAUGCUAAUCGAGCCAAGGAUAUCAAGACCAAAGUAUCUCGCAAUGUCAUCAGCGUCGACAGACAUGUCAGCCAAUACGUCCGCGUCAUCUAUGAGCUACGUCAAGAGCUGGCAGCGCUCAAGGCAGAUGGCAAAGCAGUCUCGGCAAAGCAUAUCGCUGUCGAUCAACAAGCUCGUGCAAAAGCGAUGAAGGAAGUCACAGAUGCAGUGUCUCGCAUGCGAUCAAGUUGGGAUGAUCUCUCGCGUAAAGUCAAAACGGCUGCCUCCGCGAAAGCAGAAAUCGAUCGCCUUGUCAUCCUGCAGAACGUCGCUAUUGCCUGGCUUGACGGCAUGUCAGCUUCCGGUAAUUCAUCUGUCGAGUUGCAGCUUCAGCCUGUCCGGGAACUUCAGCAGCAGUAUCAGGAUCGCGCUCGGCAGCUUGCUUUGCACAUCAACAGCGCCGAUACGGCAAGAUCGCUGUAUGAAGCCAUCGCGACCGGCCUCAAGAGACGUUUGACCGACCCAGACGCUCUCGAAAUGCUCGAAGCCAAGAACGCAGCCUUGCAUCACGAGCUUCAGUCAGCAGCCUCCCAGGCAGUAGCAGAGGUGCACAUAGCAUCAGCGCGGCAGCAGUGUGAGCUGCUACAAGCCAUCAUGCGUACUAGCGUGCUUCUCGGCAACGGCGCAGACGCCCCCACUCUGGCUCACAUCAUGGGUAUUGCGGAGCAAGGCUUUACACAGUGCUCUGGGCCUGCGCCUUCAGCGACCAUCAGCAACGUACUCAAGCGACCUGCAUCUGCAGCGAGUAGCAAUCCUCCUCUCAAGCGCAUGUCGAUUGCGGGCCGACCUUCGACUGCCACUAUGCCGAAACCAGCGCCAAGGGCCAGCAUAAGCCGAGAAAGUCUUGCACCUCGUCGCUCGCCUCGCAAGCUCACGGCUCAGCCGCCUAGAGCGAGACCGCUUUCGCCUCACAAGCCAGCCGUAAUCGCCGCGCCUGUUCUAGCGUCUGCUGCAGAUGCGUCUAGCUCAUUCGCGGACGAGUCGACUCUGAACAUGUCUGAAAUCUCCAGCAGCGACAACCUUUUGGCAAAGUCAGCAUCGGAACUGUAUCCUGAUCCUUCACCAUCAGCCGGACCUUUGCGAGACUUUGACUUCAAUCGACCUGGACAGCUCUUGCAAAACAUCGGCACGAAGCGUGCGCCAUACUCACCAGGUAAAGACCUCGUCGACCCCACUGUCUUGAACGCAACCAUCUCAAAGCCGCCGAUCAUGCGAGGACGAGACAGUCUGGCAAGUCGGCCACUCGGCCUAUUGUCAAAGCCGUCGACCCUGCAUUCGCUCGGAGAAGAAGCAGAAGGCGAGGAAUCAGCAGCAGCGCCUGUAUUUGUACCCGCUUUCAACUUUGUCCCGCCUCUUCAGCCCUUGCCCGUCUUGCCUCUCUUGGCGCCCAUGCCACCUGUCGGACUCGCAGCGCCUGACACGCCUGGCAAAGAAACAGCUUUGCGCGCUGCUCGUCGUUCAAUGGCCGCUGGCCCCGGGCCAAUCCGCAGCCCAAAGCAUCUCCCAUCGCGUCGAUUCAGCUACUUACCGAAUAGUCCGGCGUCGAGAGCCCAAGGCACUACGGAGGCAGCUCGCGCAUCGCCACGUAAAGUCAGGCGUGCCUCGAUGGCUUUGGGUGGCUCAACUCAGGCGACUGCGCGCUCAUUACUUCGCAGAGAUUCGACUGUGCCCGCUGAACGCAUCACGCCUGUGUGGCGCUGA
Mixia osmundae IAM 14324 is the source of this 4263-nucleotide messenger RNA. RefSeq lists its product as uncharacterized. Gene Ontology annotation, biological process: microtubule-based movement. The record is from RefSeq and is a predicted model, not a curated record. The coding region runs from base 1 to 4263 and encodes 1420 amino acids. Gene Ontology annotation, molecular function: microtubule motor activity; microtubule binding; ATP binding. Lineage: Eukaryota; Fungi; Basidiomycota; Mixiomycetes; Mixiales; Mixiaceae. The transcript has 12 exons.